This is a messenger RNA of Eublepharis macularius, 2555 nucleotides long. RefSeq lists its product as uncharacterized. The transcript has 2 exons. The coding region runs from base 203 to 859 and encodes 218 amino acids. NCBI's taxonomy places the organism in Eukaryota, Metazoa, Chordata, Lepidosauria, Squamata, Eublepharidae. The record is from RefSeq and is a predicted model, not a curated record.
UAUAAGGUUUUCCUGUGUAUAGCAAUUUGGGUAAAACAAUACUCUCAGCCUAACCUACUUCACAGGAUGUGUGAGGAUAAAAUGCAGGAGAGGAGAGCGAUGUCAGCCACUUUGGAUCCCUAAUGGAGGAAAGGUGGGCAUUAUAGGAAGUAAAUAUAAAUAAUAAUGAAAAUAAUAAAAGGAGGGAAAGCUGAAGACUGAGAUGGGUACAAUUAAAGGGCACAGUACCUUAUUCCAGGACACCAAAAUACUGGACAACACUUCCAACUACUUUGUCAGACUGCACAGGGAAGCCAUUGAAAUUCACAAGCAUAAACAAAACUUCAACAGGAAAGAAGAAACCUUAAGAAUGAACAGAGCAUGGUUUCCAGUUCUGAAAAACACCAGGCUAACAAAACACUCUAUACUCGACAGCUGCUGGCGAAACGUCAGGAACUACAAUGCCAAGACCAUGGCAAUACAGCCUGGAAAACCCACAACAACCAUCUGUAUUAUUUUUGGUAAUGGUACCAAGAUCAGUAAAUUUUGCAUGUGGAUGAAUAGUGUCAACCCAAAUAUUCAGUUUACUUGGCAAUAUAAUAGCUUCUGCAUUUCCUUCCUAGAUGUCACCGUUUACAGAUCAGAGCAAAAUACCUUGGGUGUGCAACCCUAUGGAAAGGACACCAAUAGUUACUUGCAUUAUAUAGUUCCUUCCACCCUGCUCAUCUUAGGAGAAAUCUCACCUGGCCACUUUCUGAAACUUAGAAGGAAUUUUAUAUUACAAAAGGAUUACAAACAGGGAAGUAGGGAGAUGGUCAGACACUUUAACAACAUAAGGUAUCUGAUCACUGUGAUUGAGCAGGCUAAAAAAUGCCAAUAGCAUUAGCAGAGCUGGACUUUUCAAUGAACCAAACAGGACAGAGAGGAAUGGGCUCAGGUGUGCUUUUGAAUAUACACCUUUGGUCAACUCCAUCAGGAGAAUAAUUCUAAUGAACUGGAACUUGUUAAUUAUAUCCCAGGAUGUGAAACACCACCCUUUGUAAGGUUCAGAAGAACUAAGAAUAUUAAAGAUUUGAUUAUUGACUCAGAUAUCGGCAGUCAACCCGAGAACUGGGAGCAGACUUUGCCCUUGGGACUUUUUAUGUGUAGGAAUUUCAAGGCCUUAGAGGGACCUUAGAGGGACGGGAAUUCAAACCACUAGGGAAGUAAUGCAGUAUACAUUUAAGAUCAUUCUCCAUGUGCAAUACGUCUAAUGUUGUAUAUGUUGUCAAUUGCAGCUGUUACUUGUAUAUAGGCAGUACAACCAGUCUGGUUAAGUUCUGCGUACUGGAACACUAGAAAAGAGUUAAAAACAAAGUGUUGGAUGCACCCAAGGUGACACACUUUCUGGCAAAUCAUAAUGAAAAUGAUUUCAAAUUUUCUGUUUUGCAUGUGGUUCAGGGCCCUCAUAGGGAUAUUUUUCAUAGGGAACUUCUUAAGCAAGAGGCUUAUUGGACCUGUUGGUUAAACACAUUUUUUCCACAGGGAAUAUACUACACCUCCUGCUUCACAGCCACAGUUUAAUCAAAUAUAUGGACAUACUGUCUAAAUUUCAAUUAGAGCUGGACUUAUAACAUAAUGUGGAGUUUGGCAGUAUAUAUUUCUUGUAUGCAUUUCUUUAAGGGCAUAUCAGCUUCUUUACACCUGAAAACUACAGAGAUUUAAUGUAUGGAGUCUCUUGUUGUCAUAAAGAGGAUCCAGUUGGAUGUAUUAAGGGCAUAGAGCCCAUAUUAGAGCCUGUUCUGUGGUGGUGGUGAUCAUAGUGAAAAAGCAUAUUUCUCUACCACCACUGCAUCUGCACAUAAUCGUGCAGCUGAGCUGGUCUAUGUUGUUUGAGGUCUUCUGCAUCAUGACUCCACAGAACUGGACUCUGACCAUGUGGCAGUUCAUUGUGAACAAGUUGCUACUUACUUACUUUGCAGACAAAAUUGCCAAGAUCUGUUCUAUGUUAGAUGCUAGCAUGGAUGCAUGGUCAGGUGAUGUACCUCUGGCAUCUGCUUGUCCGAUUUAUAUGGAUACCUUUCAGCUUGUGAAUAUGGGCAAGACCCUUGCAGAAGUGAGACCUACCACCUGUGUUCUUGACCCUUGUCUUCCUGGCUGAUAAAGGCUGCCAGAGGGGGACUGGCUGAAGGGGUAAGAGGAGUGAUACAUGCAUCAUUGAGAACAGAAUUGUACCACCCAUGCUCAAGGAGGCAGUAAUUUGACCUCCCUGAACCCUACUAUGGAGAUCCGAGCCUGCAGGAUCUGUUACAGUUCUGCAUGGCCUGUAAAACAGAUAUUUUACAGCAGGCCUAUGGCUGAGGCUUGAUGAUGGCCCCUCUGACUGUCCAUGCCCAUGCCAUGCCACCCUAACACCUUGAGAGUGAUUGUUCCAUCCUUUCACUAUCUGCAGUUUAUGGUCUUAAUUUAGUCUCUUAUGUGAAUAUUGAUGCUUUCAUUUAAUGAUUGGUUUAUGCAUUUAUUGUGGUUUUAAAUGUAUAUUUUAAACUCUGUAUUUAAAAAUUGUUGUGAGCCACCCUGAGCCUGCGUGCAGGAAG